UGGGUUUAACAGGCACUAAACUUGGAUGUGGCGAAGGCGGCUGUGGAGCAUGUACAGUCAUGAUCUCUAGAUACGACCAUAAAAUGAAAAAAAUCAAGUAUCCUUUAUAUGAAAUAGCAAGAAUUUGAAAUUAAAGAAAGUAAGCAUUUGUUUAUUAUAUAAGGAGACUCUUGAGAAGUGUUGCAGUUUCCACAUCCUAUAAGCCCCAUUAGGAGUGCUUCUCUUAAUUGACAGCAACAACACAUUAACCCUUUCACUCCCACAAGUGACCAAGAUAGAUUUUCUCCUUACAAUAUCAAGACAAUAUCAAGCAGACAAGUGAUGAGGAUAAAGUAAAAUAACAGAUAAGAGAAUAUAAGUUGAUCCAAUACCAAAUUCUCCAAACUAAUAUCACCUGUCUGUAUGUCAGACAGUAACACCUAGACUUGGGUGAUCUUACUCAGCUGGUUGUCGUUUCAGCCGAGAAAAUGUAAUUUCAAGUUUGAAAAAAUGCUUGCUUUUUUGCUGAUAGGGGUUUUGUCAUUCUACCAUUCACACAAAUGUCUACUCUCUUUUAUGGUCUCUUAUUAUAAGUUGCGCUGACGGGAAAUUUUCAGUGUGUUCUGUGUAAAAGACGUGAUUUCUAACUGUGAGGAUGUGUCAGGAUUUCCCUUACGGGAAAUUUCCAAUCCAGGUAGUUGUUUUGCAAAAUGAUCUAUUAAUCAGUUUCUAGCUUUUGGUACCUUAACAAUUGGCUCGGUUUUAACUAUGGUGUAAAAGGCCAUCAAUAACACGGAGAUCCUUUCAGCACUCGACUUCUAAGCUGGACACGUAGUCCGCUAGGCCGACCAACCCUUAACAUCAAAGUAAAAAAUUUUGUUUCAGUGCUGUAGAAGUACUAAUUAAAUUCACUUUAAGCCUGAGAUUUUUCGGAAAAAAGUCAAACUUUAACCUUAAAAAGACAUUUCUCAGCAAAUGGCUGUUUGAUGCCAUUGUGUGCAGUCGAUGGAAUGGCUGUAACCACAGUGGAAGGAAUUGGAAGCACCAAAACUGUCUUGCAUCCUGUGCAGGUAAAAACAGGUUUGGCUUGUAUGGCCAGUUUGGUAGGUCCCUCUGUCAACAAUUUAAAAAUUCAAAACAAAUUUUGAUGAGAUCAGAACAUGCUCAAGAUCGAUCAUAAUUUGGAAGGGACAAAGAAAAUAAUUUUUUUCCCCUUCAGAUUGUUUAGUUCAGUUUCUGGCUUCCAUGUGGUUUCUCGCGAACACCACAGCUGAUUUAUUCAAUGGUUUGACAUGGUGUGACUGAAAUUUAGAACUUUUAAGUUUGUAGUUGUCUGCUUUCUAUUAUGUACCCUAGGAACGGAUCGCAAAGUCUCAUGGUUCGCAGUGUGGAUUUUGUACUCCGGGAAUUGUGAUGUCAAUGUACACGUUGUUGAGGAACAACCCUUUGCCAUCGUAUAAAGAGAUGGAAAGUGCAUUUGGGGGUAAAAGCUUUACAUUCUGUAAUGCGCAUAACGCGGACUUUUGAAUUCUCCUGGAUGAGAGAAAGGCACGAAGGAAGAGACAGGUUUUAGGCUGGUUUUGAAAAUCAAACAGAAUAAAUCUGUAAUAAGAACGUCGUCGCAAUUAUUCUUACUCAAAUUUGUAUCUGCAGGUAACUUAUGUCGUUGCACUGGCUACAGACCAAUUGUAGAGGGUUUUAAAACGUUCACAAAGGUUAGUGCUGGUCAAUCAUUUCACUCUGACGAUCUUUUUCCAAGGGUCUCUCUUCCUACCCUCCCCUCCCAUUCCUAGGGCGAGAAGAAGAGAGUGCCCAAGAAGUACGUAAGCAGCGCCACAACGUCAUACAUUCACCCUAACAGUUCCCGUUUUCCAUCCUGGAAAGUAUAUGACGAGAACGCACCACAAUAAGUGAGAUUUCUUCGCUAUCUUUCGCAUAUAAAAUUCUCUCCUGUGGAUUAUUUCUCGUCAGUUUGGUUAUCGCCUUCAAAUAAUGAAAAUAACAACAGCCAGGGAACUAGUCUGCCACGACUAAAUAAUCGAUAUCAUCCUCUCCUGUUCAAAAGGUCUGGUUCCAUACAUUUUUUUUAAACGCACAGAAAUUGCAUUAUUAAGAAACGUAAACCUUCGUCCAUACCUUCUCAUCUGUUCCAGGAAUGUUGCGGCAAAGGUGGAAACGGAUGUUGCCUUGACAAUAAUUUAAAUAUUACCGGAGAAAACGUAGACAAUGUAAGUUCAGAUUUGAGUAAAGUGGGUAGGUUUCUACAGAAACUGGUGCUCCGUUGAUGGGGGGGGGGGGGGGUGGGAAAAACCCUAAAAGCGCGUUUUGGUCGUCCGUGUUUUGGUAGUUCGCGUUUUGCUUGUCCCCGUUUUGGUCGCCCGCGUUUUUCUGCGCUUGUUUUUGCUUGUUUUAGCUUUGAAUUAUCAUAGGCCCCUCGUGAUAUUUUUUUUGUUCUAAUACUGACCGUUAUGAUUACUCUAGAUUCGGUUUACGACACUCGAUUGAAAAGCGCUGUAAUGGAUCUUCUGAUGUUAAAAUUCACGACAAAAAUGUGUUGGGUUCAGGAGAAAGAACGAUUGGUUUUGUCUUAAAGAGUUUCUUGCAUACUUACCAACUCUUCGCCCCUUAUUUCAUCUCUCAGGAGUCAACCAGUGGACUUGUCAAGCCUGAAGAGUUUACACCAUACGAUCCAACACAGGACGCGAUCUUUCCACCAGAGCUGAUGGUAAGCCAACUUGCAAAGCAGGUACAACUCCACUACGUGUUUCAGGCGAACGGAGGUAACUGCACAACACGCUCGGGUACACACUCCUCUUUUCGCACGCGAUUCGCCUUUUAAACUUUCCUCGCGUUUGCCUCAAACAUCAAACCCCUCUAUCGGGCUAGUUGUAAGCUUAUGAUGUCUCUUUUUGUUGUUGUUUCGUUUUUCUGUUGCUCUUUUUUUUUUUUUUAUAAAUGGAAGCGCUUGAAAUGCCAGAUAGCCCUAAACAGGCGCGCAUAAAGAAGAAAAAAGGCUCUUCAAUUUUUCUCGCAGAAAGAAUCUUUCAUACCACUGUGUUUUUAUUGUUUUGUGUCUUAUAAGCUUCCAGAUGCUAUCAAGCCAAGACGUUUGCACAUUAAAGGAGACCUUGUUACUUGGAUCAGACCCACAACUUUGGAGGAAUUGUUGGAACUCAGAGCAAAAUAUCCGCAAGCUAAACUUGUGAUUGGUAACACUGAAAUAGGUAAUAAACCUAACAACCUGAAUAGAAUUCUUCGUUGAUAUCGGUCUAUAUGCAAACUAGUUGAGGCAGCUGAAUGACCGAGAAAGAAAUCAGACGUUGUAAGGUUGAAAUUUAAAGAAAGGUGUAGUAUCAAUUAUACCAGGUUUAUGUCGUCACCAUACUGAUAUUUUCCCAGCCUUUUCCCUUUUGUCCCAGUCAGUUUUGAUAUUUUCUCCAGCCUUUUCCUAACAACCUGAAUUUCUUUUGUCCCAGUCUUUCAAGUUGCAUGAUAUUUUCUUGAAAUUUAAAGAAAGGUCGUCCCAUCAUUUUGUGGUCGUCCCAGUUUUAAAUAUUUUCAAAAUUCGCGUAUUUCAAAAUUAUUUCAUAUUUGCAGGAAUUGAGGUAAAAUUUAAAAAUCAGAAUUAUCCAAUCCUGAUAGCUCCUUCUCACAUCCCGGAGUUGAAUGCUGUCGAACACACUGCAGAGGGCAUCAGGUUUGGUGCGUCUGUGACAUUGUCUACCUUGGAGGAGGUUCUCAGUGAGGCUUGUCAGUUUAUGCCAGGUAUUUAAGAGAAACUUAAUUUUAUGCCCCUUCCACUCAAAGGGAACCUCUAUUGUUCGAACAAAUUGUCUUUAACUUAUCUCUGAUGAAAAUGUUAGUCGGCGUAAUUGGGAGUAAAGUAGUUCGUGUGAGGAAAUGCGCUUAGGUGAAUAUGAAGUUGUUCGCGUUUUGAUUGGUCGAUAUGGUGAUGAUCGUUUUCGGACUCAGCUCAUGCAAAGUAAUUUGCUUAACAUAUUAUGUAAAAAAGUUAGUCAGAAACCUUUGGUUACACGUCUGUAUGGAAUUUUUUCUUAAACGAAUUGCUUGUAUGAGGUGAUAACAUUGUUAUUCACAUGAACUUGCACUUCCCGACCCACCCCAUCCCCCAAUGCUUUACCAUUGGGCCUACAAAGAAAAUUUGUAGUGAACCAGACGGUUCGGAACGUGACAAACGUCCUGCGUACUGCUAGGAUCGCAAUAUCCUUAUCAUUCAUUUCCUGCUCUAUAGAAUGCAAGACCAGAUGGUUUACAACAAUACUUCACAUGCUCAAGUGGUUUGCUGGUCAUCAGAUUAGAAAUGUUGGGGUGAGUAUGCUGCUGAUGUUUUCACAUCUCGUCAAUAAACUCCGUUGGAGUGAACUGUUCUACGACUUUAUCGAUUCCUCUAACGAUGUUUCAGUCCACUUAAGAGAAACUAGACAGUUUUUAGAUUCUUUAACCUGAUAAUACGUUAACCAGAGAGUAAUCAAAACACUAAUUUUUUAUUCCAUCUAAGCCGUCAUCAGGCUUUCAAAUCCGCCAAAACUCGACCUGAGACCCCAAGCAGACGCUAAAGUAACACGCAAGAGAUCGUCUGUUCUUCUAAUCUUACCUCUAAAACUGUUUUUCGUUUGUUUAUUUUGUGUCAGGCCAUAGGUGGAAAUAUCAUGACCGCAAGUCCGAUAUCAGACCUAAAUCCAGUUCUAAUGGCGGCAAGAUGUACUUUGAUUUUGGCGAGUGCUGGAGGUAUUGGUUAUCAUAAACCUGCCUAAUUUAUAUGCUUUUUUUUAUUUAUCUAUCUAUCUGUUCACUUCUGUCUUCUUAAAAAAUCAUAAUUUGUUCUUAUGUAUUACAAACUUACAGGGAAAACAAGGUCGGUCAAAUUGGAUGAGAAUUUCUUCACGGGAUACAGAAAAACUAUUUUAGGUUCAACCGAGGUGUUGGUCAACGUUCUGAUUCCAUUUUCGAAGGAGGUAAUAAUUUUCUAUCAACAAUAUCUAUAUUUUCAGGAGUUUGAAAUUAGAGCAACAUCCGUUGCUUGUGCGCCCUCUGUUAGCACUGAUCCCACUGAUUGGUUUUGUUCCAGGAGAACAGUCCGAUGAAAAAGGUUGUUCUUUAGCGGACAAGUUGUUAUUUAUCGCUUGAGGAGGGAGGGUGGGGGCGAGUGGAGAUUUUUUGGGGGAGUGCGGGUGGAGGACUUUGGUAAGGGGGGGAGUGGAAAAUUUUGGUGGGCGGGGUGAGUAGAGGAUUUUGGUGGCAGGGGGGGGGGGGGGCGACGAGGAGGAUUUUGGUGGGGGGUUAGUGCAGGAGGGGGAUUACAUGGCUUUCAGGGGGAACAGAAGGAGGAUCAGUCGUCGCCCAACAAAGUAUAAAGGAGGAAUACAGAAAAUAUAUGUAUCUGCCCUAUAAUAAUAUUAUCAGAGCCUUAUGGGGGCAUGAGGAAAAUUUUGUCGUGACAUAACCAGCAUCCUCCGACCCACUGUCCCCCGCGGCGAUAAAUUAUGACCGAUCUCUUACAAAAAGUAACUUAUGCAUUUUUUUUGAAAGUAAAUAGCGCUCCUUUUUUUAUGUUUCACUUUUUCAACUGUCAUAAAAAGCAGCGUAAUCUUAAUGCCUGUUUCGUUACGUUUAACAGCGCGAACACAUAUUCGCUUUUAAACAAGCUCGCAGGCGAGAGGAUGACAUUGCCAUAGUAAAUACAGCCAUGAGAGUGCAGCUUGAAAAGCAAACAAACGCAAGUUCAUGGCAAAUCAUGGACUGCAGUUUCACUUUCGGAGGAAUGGCUCCCACAACAGUAAUGGCCUUGAGAACCAUGAAGAGCUUAACUGGGAGGUAAGGACUGGGUUCCCUUAACACUUUGCUGUGCCUUUUGCAUUGAUACUCAUCAGUACCCUGGAUGAAGAGAGGCUCUGUCGGGGUAAAAUGUCUCGCCUGUACUCGCCUAAAACUCGGAACUCUGACCUUCACAUCAGGAGUCCGCGGGUCAACCACGAGAUCACCGCAUCCUUUAUAGCGUGCGCACCCUCAUUUGCGCUGCAGGACGUGCGUUUCUCACCUCCUUACCCCCCCACCCUCGCAGGUAGAUUUGAGACGAAUCGGGAAAAGUUUGCCGAGGGUCUGGCACUAGUACUUAGUGCCAGACCUCUUGCAGACCUUUGCUCCAGGCCUCAUCCUUUCCCGCGGACGAAGAGAAGCUCGUGUUGAAGUGCCUAUAGUUUGGGCUUGCUCGCAGGUUACAUCACUCACCAAUAAUAAACCUUCCCUACUGUUAUUCACGCACAGAACCUGGAAUGAAAAUAUCGUACAAGAAGCUUGUCAGUUGUUAGCAGGAGAUCUGCCGCUUGCACCCGGAGCACCCGGUGGUCAGGUCGAGUACAGGAGAUCGCUCGCCUCAAGCUUUUUUUUCAAGUUCUAUCUGAAUGUCUCUCAGCAGCUUGGCCAUGAAGAGGUCAGCACUCAGGAUUUUAUUUUAUAACUAACCUUGAUUCUUUAUCACUAAUCUUUAUCACUGACCUUAAAGUGCUAUAAUGAACCAUUAUUCAACAAAGUGGAGGUGUCACGGCUCGUCAAACAUCCACAACUUUCACCGACGCUGAGGUUAAUAAUUGUUUUAGUAUACACCACACUUGUACCCAAAGAAUUAGUUUGUUUCUCUUAAUAUACCGAAAAAUGGUCGAAAAUCACACUCUUGACGCGCGUUUUUGUCUCAUCGGCUGUUCGGAGGUGAAUAAUAUUUACCUUUCACUUCCGAACUAGCCAAUCAGCUCGCGCGGAAAGUAUGUAUCUAUCUCGCACCAAUCAGAUCGCCGCAUUAGGGUAUGUAUCUCGCACCAGUCAGAAUUGCCGCAUUAGGGUAUUUAUCUCGCACCAAUCAUAUCAUAGCAUUUAAAUAUCCUGCACCAAUCACAGCGUUUGGGUAUUGUUUUCUUGUAAAUGAUGUCAUGGAUCAAAGAAUGACAUUAACCAGAAAUUUUGGGCUCGAUUAAGGUCGAGAUAUCCGGAUAUGAAGGGGACGCUUUUAAAAUUUUUAAGUUAAAACGUGUCUUUUUAUAUUUUUUUAGGUAACUAACUUUAGACGAAUAAUUUUGAUUUUGUCUCUGUUGGAGGAACGGCAGUAAGCGUAGUCUCUUUCGAAAUCGUUAUUUGGUCUCGUCACGCAACGCACUCUCUCUCAAACGGGAAAUCCAGGGCGUUUUGUGAGGAGACAAAACAACUGCGAAGGAGACAACAGUAAGCGUGGCACCGAUGGGUUUUAUUUUAACUUAGAAGUAUUUAGAUUAUAGAGACAGUAGAUCACAUAAUAUCUGUGUGAGUUCAGAUAAAUUGGGUUGUUUUCUGUCUUUCUGCGAUAUUUUCGUUUUUUGAAAGUAAUGCUCUUUUCGGUGACAAAACUGAAAACAUUAAGUACACAAACUGUCCCAUCUCAACCCACCCAGCCAAAAAAUAGCUCUUGCAUGCUAGGCGUGCCUAUGUUUAGUAUCGAUGUAGCUUAGUAUUUGAGCAACUCCACACCUAUCUCUCCUCUCCCCAAUGACAAUCAACUGAUAACAAGUUAAGGUUAAUGUUGGGUUAGUGGAGAGGUGGGUACACAGUCGCUAUAGAUACUGACAUUGAUCCAAUUUUUACACAUAUGUUUUAAUAGGAAAUUCAGCCCGUCUUGGGCGAUUUUGUACCCAAAAGCUAUGGGACAGGAAGAAAUUUUUUUCGCCGAGAAGAUACCCGGAGCAUACAGACUUUCCAGGUAAACAAAGGGUUGAAUUCAAUUUCUUGUUGUUUAAGAGUGUAGUUUGCAAGCCAAAGUCUGGGAAUCAUAUGCCGGUAUGACGUGUAAUGGCAAUGUACAGUAACCUAUCAAAGUACGAGCCUCGUUCAACAACGUUUUUCUUCAGAGUUAGUGUAAACGUGCAAGAAGUAAUCCUCAGAGCUCCGCGUCUAGGAUUUAGAUGGUAUGCUGUGACUUAGAUUGACAAACAGAGUUAGAAAAUCGUUUUGAAAGUCUCGGCAAGUUGUCGAUAUUGUUGUUGUUUUUGUUUGUUUGUUUGCAUAUCCAGACAAGUAAAUAUUUUCUAUACUCCUCUCAUUUACUCCCUCCGAUUUUGGUUGAUUCAGGAGGUGCCCGACGAUCAGUUCGAGGAAGAUUUAGUUGGCAGGCCUGUGACUCACUUGGCAGCUGCCAAACACGCCACGGGGGAGGCAGUUUAUUGUGAUGACAUUCCUCAAUAUGCAGGUACAGUUAACCCUGAGACCAUAAAAAAUAUGGUUGGAAUCCCUGUACCUGAAUUAGUAUGUGCAAUGCGCCGUCAACAGGCUACAGAAUCAAGUGUGCCGAAUUUCCAUUUCGCAUUCUCUCUGGAAUGAGUUUUUUUCUUCUAUAACAUUUUUGAAUGGGAUGAAAAGGUUGUGUAAAGCUUCUACAGCGAGUUCAGCCGUCCUGAUAGAGAACACUAUAGUAACUGAUAAGUACAGCUCUAUCGGACAACCCGCAAAAUCCAGUGGAUUUAAAGCACCAGAACAUUUAGUUGAAUGACUGAGCAUCUAUAAACACUAGAAAAUCGAUGUAAGCUAUGUAUGGCUGAAAACAAUGUUUAGACCUUAACGUCAAUCAGGGGUUACUUCAACAAUCUUAGUCCCUUAUGCUUUGCGAAAUACGAUUUUUCCUAUUUACAAAUAACUUUUUGCAUAACCUCGAUUUUACCAUUCUUCGGUUUGUUCAGAAGUAGGUCAUCGAACUUUCUGAGUAAGAAAGUAUGUCAUCUGUUUUGAUGUGCUGUCUUUUCACAGGAGAACUGUAUUUGGGGAUUGUUUGGAGCACACGUGCACAUGCCAAUAUUGUGUAAGUACUUAAGAAUUUUCUUCCUCGCUUCACACUUUUACUAAAACAUCUGGUGAUAGCAUCUGUGAAAGUCUCUGAAUGAAAUCAGAUUUCGUUAAUCACUGGACAGAUACGAAGCAAAGCAAUGUUAAGUAACUGUAAGGUUGAUAGAAUUUUCAAGCAAAAUAAUCCCACAUUUGCCUUUACUAGCCGCGGCUAGAGGUGAGGGGUAUAAGAUUGUCGGGUUGUAUUGCCUUAUAAUUUAUAACAAACCCAAACGGUUUGGGUUUGUUAUAAAUUGUUUUGUCAACUAAUGCAGAAGUUAGGUUUAGUGUCAGGUUAGGGGAGGGGUAGGUGCGCAUGCAGUUGCUCACAUACUGACAUUGAUCCUUUUCCUUUUAGUUCUGUAGACCCGGGAGAAGCGUUAUGUCUCCCAGGAGUGAAAGCGUACAUUAGCGCAGAAGACGUCCCUGGAGAUAACGUCACGGGGUAUGCUGCAGAUGAUGAGGAGAUUUUUGCAACAGAGAAGGUGUGUAUCUUACUCAAUGAUUUCACACGUAGGAUAUGAAUGCUCUAAUAAUGUAUGGUUUUGUUUCUCAGGUGUCUUGCGUCGGACAAGUCAUAGGGGCAAUAGCUGCUGAAACUCAAGCCCAGGCCCAAAGAGCAGCCAAGAUGGUAAAAGUAACAUACAAAGACUUACCAAGAAUACUGACCAUUGAGGUGGGCGGCAACUUCAACAUUGCUGGAAAGUUCUGUUAACAAUUUUGUGUUACAUCUCCACCAUCAUCAAACUUCUGAGACAGCGCUCCUGAAGCACAAAAAAAUAAACUUUAAGUUUCGUGGCUUAUAUUGAACUUUGAGGUGCUAAUUAUUGCCAUUUGCCAUCUGCCAUUAUGUGUGUAUAUAAGAUGGCAAUGCUUUGUCUCUGAAAGUGUUUAGAUUGACUCUUGAAAUCAGCCAUUUUAGAAGCAGCACUAUGUUAGCGGUUUUGAAAUCUGAAAGAUCUCGGCUUGAAUCACCUUGUGACCACAACAUCGUCACUAGCAAUCACUCUUGGAAGAGUAAUCACGACUUUUAUCACUCUAACUACUGUUGUUAUCACCCCCGACGCGCCUUGGAAAGGUCAUCACGAUGAUUGAGGAAAUCAUAUCCGGACCGCGAUCACGGGUUUGAUAUUUGAUCACAAUGAGAUCACAGGAUAUUUUUACCAGGGCUUUUCUACUUAAUUUGCCCGGGCGAUCACAAUGGACUAAGUACUAAUAUGACCACUUUCAGCUCAUUCAUAGUAAAACUCACAAGUUCUUCGCGCCACUUUUCGAAACAAGUCAUUAAUCCUUAACUCGCUGUUUUACAGGAGGCUAUAGCGGCAGAUUCUUUUUACGAUUGUGAACUGAGCAUCGAGAAGGGAGACCUGGAAACUGGAUUUGCUGAAUCUGAACAUCUGUUGGAAGGAGAGAUGAGAUUUGGAGGACAGGUAAGUUAUUGAAGAGUUUUGGAAUCAGGCUUAGACUUACGCUACAAAGCCUAAUUGAUCUCUAACCAUGUCUAACUUUUACAGAAGCAGCUAUAGAUGUGUUUUUUCUAGGAACACUUCUAUCUGGAGACGCAAGUUACAAUCGCUGUUCCAAAGGGAGAAGAUGGCGAGAUGGAACUUUUUGUUUCCACACAAAAUCCAACAUUGACACAGGUAUGUUGGAGAGAUACUCAGUCUUUCUAAAUCUCUCCUGCAUAUUUGCUGACAAGUAUGGCAAUACAAUUCAUCUCAGGAAAAAAUUGCUAGGCAUGUUGAUGUAUGAUCAAACAGCCAAUUUUAUGUGAAAUGGGAGUAACAUGUUACUACAUCGGCUGGUUGUGUUUUAGCAGAGAACAAUGUUUAAAAGAACGACGGUAAAAAACUGAUUCUAAUCGCUAGAUACACAAAUAAUAACUUACUUAAGUUAACCUAACCUAAAUAACGUGGACAACGGAACAUAUUUAUACUGCUACUUACAUAACGUAACGUAAUGGAAGGUGGUCACAAUAAAUUCUUCAUAAUCAACACUAAGUUGGGUGCUAUUUGCAAUCAACACCACAGAUUAUCCAUGAAGAAAAUCAUCCUACUUUCAUACUCUAUACCAGCCGCACAAGCGAGAGGUUUAUGUAACCUUCUCUUUGUGUAUCUGUAGAAACUUGCUGCAAGAGCUCUUGGAGUUCCGCACAACAGAGUUGUGGUGCGAACCAAACGACUGGGUAAGUUUCUUUGCAUUUCCUUGAAUCGCGAAGUCUUUAAUUGCGAAACAUCUUUCAUCCAUCACCAUCUCUAUGAGGUCGGUGAAAGCCGAUUAGGCAACACACCAACCACUUACAAAAUGCAAAAGUACAAAUCAUAUGCUACAAUAAUAACUACAUUACAGAAUAAAAAAUUAACUCUUCAAAUCGACACGCUCUUAUUAAGCUAAUAAACCAAGGUAAUUUUGCAUUCGACGAGAGUAAUAUCAGGGAUAUCAGGAAGGAGCUGAUUCCAGUCUCUAGCAGUUCUUGGGAAAAAGGAAAAUUUGAACACGUCCUUCUCAAGGUGAAGUUCAAGAAGGUUAAGCUAAUGGCUGCUCCUGGUUCGUUGACAGUCGAACAAAAAUCCAAUCUCGACCCCGAGUCGCGAAUCGGCAUACCAUUGGAUUGGCUAGUACAACAAACAAAUAGAAAACAGGCAAAAAAAGAAAACGGGCUUCGAUUCCAGCUCUGAGAACUUGACAAACUGAAAUGUGCAGUUGUCUUUGUUCGUGAAGGUGCUUUUGCUCCCGUAGGUGGUGCCUUUGGAGGCAAAGAAUCACGGAACUGUUUUCUGACAAACGCAGUCGCUGUUGCUGCUGCAAGGUAAGUGUUCCUUUACUUUCAGUACAAACCGGCAUUUAAAUGUGUCGUUACCUCUGUUGGAAUUUCAAGUUGAUAAAACCACAAUUUGGAUCCAUUCAAAGGUUCAGAGAGAGGUAACAAAUCUGUUCGUAUUUAUCGCAUUCAUUCUAAAUAAUUUUUUUUUCUGACACGGUAAACUUGAGUGUCUAGGAAGUUAUCCUAGUUUGAGGAAGGCCCCUGAAUUCUUUUUUCAUCUUUUUUAAAGAACUGGUAAACCUGUUAGGUGCAUGCUUGAUCGAGAUGAAGACAUGAAGAGCACUGGAACGCGGCAUCCUUUCUUAGCGAAGUACAAGGUAGCUAUUAUAAGUAUAUUUUUAAAAUUGUCUAGCUAAAAGGUUUCAAUAUUGAGAAAUCGUUCCCCGAAGACGCAUGUACAUAGGUGCUAGCAAAUGGUUUUAAACGUUCCCAUUUCCCAAACACGUUCAUGCCCUACGAUAGACCUUUGUCAAGAAGAAUACUUCUUUAAAUAUGAUAUUAUUUGUAACUGAUUUUCAACGUGAAAAUGGAGAAUUUAAACUACGCCCGAUAAUUAUAUGUUUACGUUUUUCCUUCUCUAGUUGAGUUUUACAUUCGAUGGAAAGGUAAAGUCUUGUGUUCCCAUUUCCCAACACAUUCAUGCCUUACGAUAGAUCUUUGUCAAGAAGAAUACUUCUUUGAGCAUGAAAUGGUUUGUAAUUGAUUUUCAACAUGAAAAUGGAGAAUUUUAAACUAUGCCCGAGAAUUAUAUGUUUACGUUUUUCUUGUCCUAGGUGGGUUUUACAUUCGAUGGAAAAAUAAAGUCUUAUGACGUCAAGUUGUACAAUAAUGCUGGAAACACACUGGAUGUUUCUGAAAUGGUAGGACUGAUUUGUUUUUGGACUCUGCACAGACACUUAAUGGAACUCUAGGUAGAGUCUGCGCGUUGCAAUGGACAAUCCAUGAACUCUAAUGUGAUCCCAUUAAGGCGUUGCCAUUUAGCGGUUUUUUUUAAGAAACUCGUGAGAUAAUUAGCAUAUCAAACUUUGUGUUUAAUUUUUGGUAGACAAUGGCACUGGAUUACCUUCCUUUUAUGGGCAUUUUAAUUGUUUACAGCUUAGAGGCUCUAUUGUUUCUAGAACAAAGGUUUGAAAGAACCGACGCUUUGCCAAUUUCCGAGCGCGAGAUUCAAAUAUUCGUUGACUACCAGAUGUUGACAAGAAGACGGUUAGAAUUUCGUGAACUGUUAUGAAUUUCCGAGUUCCAUUUUUUUCCGAAGAAGUCGGUGAUAAACUCUAAUGGCCUUUCAAAAAUUAAAAUUUGUUUCAUUUGUUCAGAUGAGAACCCGACACGUUCGGGGUAUGUUGCAAAAGGGCAUAUACUCUUUCUGCGAUUAACCAACGUGAAGAUCAGUGGGAAGACUAUUUAAUGGCAUUUAUUGUUAUCAGCCUAACGGGUUUGUAACUCUGCUGGCUUUUCAUAUCCACUUUGCCAGGUCAUGAAAAGAUCAAUAUACCAUAUGGCAAACUGCUACCUCAUUCCAAACAUUCGUGGGGUUGGCCGCCUCUGUAAAACUAACAUUGCAUCAACCACAGGGUUCAGGGGCUUUGGUGUUCCACAGGUAAGACAUUGAAAAAAACUUGCUUUUGAAGUAUGUACAAAACAAACGGUAGAAUGUCUUAAAUAAGACCAAGAAAUCGAAUCGACCGUUCAGAGCAAUUUUCAGUUUAAGGUCGAAAGUAAUAUAUACGAGACUAGUUUUGUUUCACUUCGCUCUGUGAUUGGUCAAGGAAACUCGCGCAACUCACCCAACCAAUCAGAUGCAAAAUUAAAAUCAUCACGACUUGGUCGCUCGCGUUUUCCCGCGCUUUUGGCAAUUUGGUUGUUUUUCCUCUGGGUUCUCAUUGGUUCGCAAAGGUAUUUCCUCUCUUCUGAUUGGCCGUUGUGAUUACAUUGGUUUUGGUUUUAUGUCACUCAACCAAAAAGCGCUCUAUUCUCCUUAACUAGUAUUGAAUAUGAUUAAAGAUUGGUAAAGUCCUGUAAACAACCUUCGAACAUCAAGAGACAUCAAUCGCCACUGGCUUCGCUCAUGCUUAUUUUUUCAAUUGUCCACUGAUGAAAAAGAGAAAUUGAUAAACCGUUCUGAUGGCUAACGAUUUUGUUUGCAGAGUAUGUUGUUUUGUGAGUCACUGAUUUCUGACAUUGCAACCAUCUGUGGUAUUUCCCAAAGAGAGGUCAGUUGUGUGUCCUAACCGUCGAUCAAAUAGACAUUAAAUUUAUUUAGAGCGAUGUAGCAAUGAUUGUUCUUACAUUAGAAGGCUUGUUAGACUUACCGUACUCGAAUAAAGAACAAAAACGUGAGAAACUGUCUGAUUAGGAUUGAUCGUUAUGUGGAAUUCCCUCUAUACCCCAUUCCACCCUAUUCGGUCAAACAGAUGGAAAACGAUUUAGGAAUUUAAAUUAAAUUAAAUUAAUUUCAUUUUGAGCUACCGACAAACUGUUUUAAGUAGAGAAGUGAUUUUUACUUAAGAAAAAGAUGUACCGACUGAAGUAAGAACUUAUCAAUAUAACGACACACGAGAAUCAACAAAGAGUAGAAGGUUUGGUAUUCGGUGAGGAUCACGUGUUGUUUUGUUCAAAUCUUUGAAAAUCGCAUAAUGAGUCACCUUUCGUUUCACCAACAGGUGCGGGAACUGAAUUUUUACACAGAAGGAGAUUUAACUCACAUUAACCAAGAAUUGACGAAUUGCCAGCUUCAGCGAGUAUGGAAUGAACUAGUAGAGAAAUGCGAGUACGAGAAACGGAGAAAACUCGUCCAAUCCUUUAACAGGUAACGUCUGAAACUAUUUUCACCCAUCUCGCUUUUUCGUGCUUUGGUUAGGCGGGCUAGCACAAACGAUUCACGAUAUUCUUUCCAAUCCUGAAAUGUAAAAAAGUUAUUACCUUUUUAAACAAAAUUUAUACUGAUUUAAGGGAAAAUCGAUGGAGGAAACGUGGAAUUUCGUUGAUACCCACUAUGCUCGGUAUUGGAGUUGCUUUACGCGCCAAAAAUCAGGUAUGAAAUCUGCAUUGAAAGCUUCCGUCAACAACUUUCCUCAGUUAAUCGCCUCGUAUCAACAGUACGUGAUUUUUUUUAUAUUCAGGCUGGAGCUCUGGUGCAUGUUUACACAGAUGGAUCAGUUCUUUUAACUCAUGGCGGAACAGAAAUGGGCCAAGGACUACACACCAAAAUGGUGCAGGUGAGAUGUCUGUCAGUCUGAUGAGCUGUUCCUGUUUAUGACUUCAUGUCGUUGAAACGACAAGUGCAGUGAGGUUAUACAAAACGUGACGACAUGAACUCAAAUUUCAACUUUCCUAUGUUAUAUUUUUGCAGGUAGCAGCUAGAUGUUUAAGUAUUCCAGCAUCCAAAAUCAUAAUAAGUGAAACAAGUACAAACACAGUUCCUAAUACUACCCAGACAGGAAGUUCUGCCUCCUCUGAUCUCAACGGCAUGGCGGUUAAAGUAAGAAUUGUCAACACCUUUGUCGCGCAAGAGCGCUUUUUUCGUGAGAUCUGUACAUAUAGAAUUACUGAAAACUGAAAGAUUCGAUAUAAACAAUCACAGCUCAGGGAGCGGAUAGAAACUCAAAGGAACGACAGGUAAAAGUACAGUGCCUGGAGUGAAGAAAAACGCGAGCAACGGAGUCACGAUGGGUUUUUUUUUUCAUUCGAUCAGCCGUGAGAGUUACGUGCGUUUCCUGGACCAACUUUGAGCGUCGUAAAGCAAAACCAACCGUUAAACGCUCAUAUAACAAUUUGUUCAAUUGUGCAACAUACAUCUAGCUUUCCUUUUUCUCGUAUCUUUCCCGCCAUCGACGUACAGGUUAUGCCCUGCCCUAAAGAAACUUUCGACCAAAAGAGUGUAAGGUUGAGGGGGAGGGGUGGGGGAGAAUGGAAAAUAAAUGACACACUCAAGGGGUUGAUGAAGUUUCCACCAAAGAAAGGACUUACAACCUAUUGACAAACAGAAAAAAAAUUGAAUGAGUAAAAGGAUGGACAAAGCAUCAGUACGCUUGCUAAUGUCGUUUGCAGAAUGCUUGUGACCAAAUACUGGACAGACUCAAGCCUUAUCAGAUGGAGGAUCCCAAGGGAAAGUGGGAGGACUGGGUACACGCGGCCUACUUUGACCGCGUGAACCUCUCUGCAAGUGGGUUUUACAAGUAAGGAUAAUAAUUACAGUCUAAGCUAUGUCAAGUAUAUACUUUCCACAAUGUGCCCCCCCCCCCAUCCAUAAAGUUCUGUUUUGGGGUUCAGAGUCUUUUUUGCCUUUUUUCUUCCCCUCCCCUCCCCUCCCCUGCCCCACCACUCCCACAAUCUCUUACGUAAGGUUCCUAAUUCGUGUUCUUUUUGUUUUUAAAAAUAAAAAUUCCCUCUGUUUUUUUGCUAACUCAAUGACGAUUUUCUAAGUUAAGCCGAUUUUAAUGAAAGUUUGUGCUGAUAUUGAUUCGGUCAUUUUUUUAAAUCUUACAGAGUGCCCGAUCUCAAUUACGAUUGGAAAACUAAUUCAGGGCGUUUGUACAAUUAUUACACUUAUGGUGCUGCCUGUUCUGAAGUGGAAAUCGAUUGUCUAACAGGAGAUCAUCAAGUGGGUGACGUCUUACUCGCAUCGCUAUUGCAAGUCUUUUCGAACUAAAUAAUGUAACUAAGCACCUUAUACGUGAACGUCUGCCUAGAUCUUUUACACUAUUUGGCGGCCUUAGAAGAUAUAGGUAUUAGAGGUAUUAGACAAGGUCGCAACUUAAAAAAGGGAAAGCAAAAUUCCAAAUCUCGGACUGUUAAACAUGUUUCAAUUCUCUCGAGAACUAAGGAAACUGCACCUGUCAAAAAAAUUACAUAACUUGCUUUUCUUCAAACAAACUUUUUGAGCUGGGAGGAGACGCGUAAGUUAACAAAGGUCGUAGCCAUACUUCAGAGUGCUCGUCUGUGCGCAGUCUCUCUAUUUAACCCCAGUCACUUUUAACAAAUAAAACAUUUUUGAGUUGAUUUGACAAUCAUCUCUAACUUCAAACUAUUCGCUCAAUACUUGUAACGCUUUUUUGGGGUGAAUUUGUGUGAACAGGUUCUUCGCACAGACAUUGUGAUGGAUGUCGGUACCAGUCUCAAUCCAGCUAUCGACAUCGGCCAGGUCAGUAACCUUAUCCCAUCAUACCCUGCGAGGACGUUAUUUGUAUCAAUAUAUUUCACUUCGGUGUUAUUUAUUUAAUUAGAAUCGUAAAUGCCUUUACUCUAAGUCACUCUUAGCUGGCGGAGAUGUUCGUCUGACUUCCGGUAAGUUACUUACUACCGGUGAUUCGCAAUUGAAAUGGCCAAUCAAAAUGCACGGAAAUGUUACGUGUCAAGCAAAACCAUUGCAAUUCCUGAUAGUUUCAUCAAUCUGUUGAAAGCUGACUUAAUCUUUUAUAUCAAAGUCUGCAAUUAUCUGUUACUCUUGCACUUCCUCAUGUCAUAAAUGUUUUGGUUAUGUCCUCAGAUCGAAGGCGCUUUUGUUCAGGGACUCGGCAUGCUUACGCUAGAGGAAGUACGAUGUUCUCAGAAUGGCACCCUAUGGACGACAGGGCCAGGGACCUACAAGAUUCCUGGAUUUGCAGACAUUCCGGUAGAGUUCAAUGUCCAUCUUCUUCAGAAAGCUCCAAACGACAUGGCCAUUUAUUCUUCGAAGGUAUUUUACACACUCAAGGGCUUAUAUUUUAAGGGGAAUUGCACCGCGUUCGCCCCCUAUCGAGUUCGCCCCUUCGAGUUCGCCCCUACCUUAUGCCGUGUUCGCCCCACACUUUUCGAGUUCGACCCCAUCAAGUCGAGUUCGCCCCUUGAUUGAGUGAUAUCCAGAUGAGUUGAUUUGUGACGAAGGCACUAGUAGAAUGUGCCAAAUGUCACGUCAGCGACGACCAUUUUGAAUUUCGGAAAUUGCGUGAACCUGCUUGGGAACUGGGUUGACGGAAUCAACUAAAUACUAUGCGUGGGAUCUGGGAAUACCAGAAAUAACUGUAUAAACUGAACUUGUGAUAAAGAGAACCACACUUAAUCAAAACAACAUUGCUUAACUUAUUAUUCAGACUGGAAAAGAUGCAAACCAACCUCGGUUUAUCUAACGAACACGAAAUGUUCGGUAGAUAAACUUGGUUCUAACUUGUUUGCAAUGUUCGAUAGCAACUAAUUUAGACAUGACUCAAUCUGGGGGCGAACUCGAAAAGUGUGGGGGCGAACACGGUAUAAGGUAGGGGCGAACUCGAUAGGGGGCGAAAGCGGCGGAUACCUUUUAAGGGUACUCUAUUUUUUCAAUGAUGAUCGACCGAUCGACAGUGACUGCCUUACUGACUCACUCAUUAACUGACUCACUGACUGACUCAUUGACAGUCAGACUGAUUUACUUACUGACCCACCGCUUGAGUCCCUGACAGACUAGCUGCUGGACUUGACCAAUUGACUGUCUGACCGACCAACAAAGUGAUUGUCUGUUUACCUGUCUGUCUGUCUGACUGACUGUCUGACUGACCAACUAACCGGCUAACUGACCAAUCAUGAAUAAAGGGGGUACGUUUCUUAAGAAACUGUGGUGCUGCAUCAGUAGGAGAGAAUAACAGGGUAAUUUAGUAUUAUAAACUGAGUUGAUAACGUAAAUUGGCCACCUUCAGAGCGAUUGGGCUAACGCUCGAAACGUCGGCUUUUAAACUCUUUACGGUGGCCAAUUUACACUAUCAACUCAGUUAAUAAUACUAAAUCACCCUGUUAUUCUCUCCUACCGACGCAGCACCACGUUUGUCUUGUCACUGGACCUGUUGAACGGAUGCAAGAUUAUUGGAACUGGAAUAAAUCACAUUUUAAACCAAACUGGUAAACAAUAGAGUCUCGUAUUUAAUUUCAGGGCGUUGGAGAACCUUCUUUGUUUUUAGCUGCAUCUGUAUUCUUCGCCAUUAAAGAGGCCAUCACCGACGCCAGGUGAGACUUAUCUCCUAAAUUCUGCAGCAAAGUGAGGCGAAGCGUAACAUUAAUAAAUAUGUUAGAGCUCCAAAUUCUCAGGCUAGGGCAACAAUUUUUAGCUCUAGUUUUAAUAAUCAUAAGGAAAUUGGCUGACCGAAAGGGCAUGAGUUGCGCUAGCAUGUUGACGUCCUGACCGAGGCAAAGUUAAAGAUUAAAGUGUAAAUUAAUUUCAUCGUUUUUUCUUCACAGACGUGAAUCAGGUAUUGAAGGGAUUUUCAGACUGGACAGUCCUGCCACCAGUGAGCGUAUCAGAAUGGCUUGUAUUGACCAGUUUACACAACAGGUAACAAAGUCACAACUGCAUGCUUGUUUUCUUCUCUUGUGUUGUGCGUAACAACUAUACAAGCGCUGUCUAUUGUUCCUGAUUAUUCUUGAUUUCAUUUCUUAAUUUUAUUUUCUCAGUUUACCGCCGUUGCGGAUUCCAGCGUGAAGGACUUUAAUGUGUACCCAUGAAGAAACCAAAGCUCAAAAGCUGAUUUUGUGACAGGAGAAUUUUGAUCGCAACAACGAAAUUGAUAUCAUUUAAUUAUUUAAUAAUAAGAAUAACUUUGCAAAUAUUAAAAUAUUUUUCUUCC
Molecule: messenger RNA, 19233 nt
Organism: Pocillopora meandrina
Lineage: Eukaryota; Metazoa; Cnidaria; Anthozoa; Scleractinia; Pocilloporidae
Source: the annotation of a GenBank genome assembly